CGCGCCUCUCCCCACCUGCAGUCCCUCCUCCCGCCGCUGCCAGGCCGAUCGAAAGCGCGUCCUAGCCCUUCCACGGCCUCCUCGGGUCCUUAGGUCCCCGGGCCCCUCGCCCCGCGUCCCCUCUCCCCUGCCCCCUCCCUCGGCGUCCUCCCGCUCUUCCCCUCCCCCGGCUCCCCAGCCUCCCAUUCAUUCCACUCGCUCCCUCCUCUCUUCUCCCCGCUCGGGCCCUCUGUCCCCAGAGCCUCCGGGCACGGACCCCGCUGCAGUCUCGGGGUUUUUUUUUUUUUAGCACAUUCAUGGAAGUUUAGGGCCUGGACGGUGCCCCCAAGUCCGGCCUAAGAGUGCAGCCUGAGCUGCUGGCCGGGAAGAGGAAGAUGUCUGUGCUCAGGCGGAUGAUGCGGGUCUCCAAUCGCUCCCUCCUCGUCUUCAUCUUCUUCUUCUCCCUCUCCUCGUCUUGCCUCUACUUCAUCUAUGUGGCUCCGGGCAUCGCCAACACAUAUCUCUUUAUGGUACAAGCUCGAGGAAUAAUGUUGAGAGAAAAUGUGAAAACAAUAGGACAUAUGAUCAGGCUGUACACAAAUAAAAACACUACGCUCAAUGGUACAGAUUAUCCCGAGGGCAAUAAUUCAAGUGAUUAUCUGGUUCAAACAACAACGUAUCUUCCGGAAAACUUCACAUACUCGCCAUACCUCCCCUGCCCAGAAAAACUGCCUUACAUGCGGGGAUUCCUCAACGUCAAUGUUAGUGAGGUCAGUUUCCAUGAAAUUCGUCAACUCUUCUCCAAGGAUUUAGAUAUUGAGCCCGGAGGUCACUGGAGGCCUAAAGACUGUAAACCCAGAUGGAAGGUGGCCGUUCUCAUUCCUUUCCGUAACCGCCAUGAACAUCUUCCAAUUUUUUUCUUGCAUCUGAUUCCAAUGCUUCAAAAACAGCGGCUGGAAUUUGCCUUUUAUGUCAUUGAACAGACUGGUACGCAGCCUUUUAACCGUGCAAUGCUCUUCAAUGUGGGCUUCAAAGAGGCCAUGAAAGACAGUGUCUGGGACUGUGUAAUCUUCCACGAUGUGGAUCAUCUACCUGAAAAUGACCGCAACUAUUAUGGAUGUGGAGAAAUGCCACGUCAUUUUGCAGCAAAGCUGGAUAAAUACAUGUAUAUUCUUCCAUAUAAAGAGUUUUUUGGUGGUGUAAGUGGACUGACAGUGGAACAGUUCAGAAAGAUCAAUGGUUUUCCUAAUGCCUUCUGGGGAUGGGGAGGAGAAGACGAUGACCUUUGGAAUAGAGUUCACUAUGCUGGAUAUAAUGUAACCAGACCAGAGGGAGACUUGGGAAAAUACAAGUCUAUUCCUCAUCACCAUCGAGGGGAAGUCCAGUUCUUAGGACGGUAUAAAUUGCUAAGAUACUCAAAAGAGCGCCAGUACAUCGAUGGGUUGAACAAUUUAAUAUACACACCAAAAAUACUGGUUGAUAGGUUGUACACAAAUAUAUCUGUAAACCUCAUGCCAGAGUUAGCUCCCAUCGAAGACUAUUAAAAGUAGCAGCUCUCAUGGCAGGAGAGACCACAGUGCUGGAUCUGGAGCUUGGAGGGCACUCUUAGUGGGAGUCAGUGAGUGGACGUGUCCCAGUGCCCUGGGCGGUGAGAAGAGCCUGCAUUCUCAGUGUUUACUUGUGUGAUUGUAUACAGUCAGCUUUCUUCCACCCACCUGCACUUAGACUCAUUCCCUUCGGCGAGCCCUGCAGAGACUGGAUGCCCCGGCUUAAGUCUGGAGGUGAAGAGAGCUCCUUAGAAAGAGAAAAUUUUUAUACUGAAAUCUAUAAUUUAAUUCAAGAGAAUGCUUUAUUUCCGUUCCAACAUAUUUUGUACAUAUGUGCUGUAAAUUAGUGUGUUCACAUUGUUGAAAAAUAAGAUGUGUUGCAGUUUUGCAUGUAAUGGGUUAUGCCUUUAUGGGAUUUUUAUAAACACUUUUUUAUUUGCAUGGAAUAAAACAGCAUCAGUUUAUGUCACUAAACAAAGGUUAACCUUGUGUGAAAUGAAGGAACUGUCAGUAAUUGACAGCCAUCUAGUAUAGUGCACUGUUACACUAGUUCUGAGCUUUAGACCUUCAGCUUUUCGUGUGGAAGAAGUCACAGCUUCCUUAGGGUUUUAAAGGGUAAGAAGAAAGGGUUUAAACAGCUUUUCUUCCUACCAGGAUUACCUAUUUUUUUCCCCUUGCUCGCAAUCUCAUCAGAUUUUGCUAAGUCACAACCAUAUUGUUUACGCAUAUUGCAUGAGUAUUACCCAGAAAAUCUUAAAAGUUGUGAUGUGACAUGGUAUAAAGGACCUGUAUGUUAAAUGUCUCUCAUGUACCUCUGGUGUAGGUGUCAGGGAUUUUGUGCCUCAAAAAAUGUUCCCGAGGUUGCGUGUGGUUGUACACUGUAUUUUUUUUAAUUCAUAACGAGUAGCACUUUUUUUUUAUUUCCUGUUCCGAAGAACCAAAAA
Molecule: messenger RNA, 2470 nt
Organism: Phacochoerus africanus (Common warthog)
Lineage: Eukaryota; Metazoa; Chordata; Mammalia; Artiodactyla; Suidae
Gene: B4GALT6
Product: beta-1,4-galactosyltransferase 6
Exons: 9
Coding region: 375-1523 (382 amino acids)
Biological process (GO): glycosphingolipid biosynthetic process; carbohydrate metabolic process
Molecular function (GO): UDP-galactose:glucosylceramide beta-1,4-galactosyltransferase activity
Source: RefSeq, a predicted model, not a curated record